CAACAAACAAGAUGAAGUUCGUUAUUGCUCUCCUCGCCCUCGUCGCUGUGGCCGCCGCCCGCCCCGGCAGCGUCUUUGACCUGGACUUCGAUGACUUCCACAUUGACCAGGAUAUCUCUAACGAGGUGGUGCAGGGAACCUACAGCUGGACGUCCCCCGAGGGAGAGAAGUUCUUCAUCAAGUACAUCGCCGACGACGACGGAUACCGCGUCGUCGAGUCCAACGCCGUGCCCGUCACAAACGGCGUCGCCGCCGACGGCAACCAGGGAUCCUUCGACUCCUUCGAGGAUAUCUUCGGUAGGAAGUGAGCCCAUCCGCAGCCGACCGACCGACCAACAGGCGCCCACAACUGACUCGCCAGGCGUCCCUCGAGCGUCCUUCCGAAAGGCGAUGCCUUUCUCGCUCUGGGUCGCUGGUCGCUGUGUGGAGCCUGGCGGUAUAUAAAGUGGAUUCAUAAUAUAAUUUAUUAUAAUUCUCUGUGUUUAGUGUGAACGUCAAUCGAAUAAAUUCAAAUUUAC
This is a messenger RNA of Penaeus chinensis, 518 nucleotides long. RefSeq names its product cuticular protein 47Eg-like. The coding region runs from base 12 to 308 and encodes 98 amino acids. The record is from RefSeq and is a predicted model, not a curated record. The transcript has 3 exons. Lineage: Eukaryota; Metazoa; Arthropoda; Malacostraca; Decapoda; Penaeidae.